UCAUAUGAAUAUAUUGUGACAACAAUAAAAUCAUAAAUUUACACAAAAACAUCACUAAUAUCGCUCCUGCGCAUUAAAGGACGUUCUAGUAUUAUUCACUAUAUCUUCACCAUAGCUGCAUUAACAGAUAACAUGGCAUCAAAACUGAAUCAGUGUGAAAUGUGCUUUAAGGAAAACGCAGUUGGAUAUUGCAAAACCUGCGGAGAUGUUAGAGAAAAUUGUGUAGAUAUUCACGAAAAAGGAAAGUUGUUUCAAACUCACACUGUCGUUUUGUAUGAGGCUGUAAAAAUGCAUGAGGAUGGUGGAGUUAAACCAAAUAUCUUUAUGCAAGACAUCACAGAAGAAAGAUGUAAGCAGCAUCCGACAGAGAGAGCUAUUUUUCUUUGAAAUGUGCAUGGGUCCAUGAUAUGUGGCCGAUGCCUUCAUUCGGAACAUAUUCCUUGUGUAAAAGAAGUUGUUGACUUGUUGAAGGAAGGAAUUACCAUUGACUGCGAGAGAGUCAACACAAUGAAGUCAUUGUUGAUGGAGGUAAAAGAUGAAAUUCUUCUUUUGAAAAAUGAGGCAGAACAAAGCAAAGACAACUACAAGAAAACUGCAGAUAAAUGUGUGCAAGAUUGUAUGGAGUUAGGUAAUACAAUUAAACGACGGGUAGAUGAACUAACAAGUGGCAUUAGAGACGGGAUAAUAGACAAACAUAACGAAAACUUGACCAUUCAUUCCCAUAUUACUAAACUGUGUGAUGAGAAAACCAAGUGGUGUGACGAUGAGGAAAGUAAAAUUGAUAAUUUUGUUGACAAUAAUUUGGCUGGGCAUUUGUACCUAAUGAGCAGACAUUUUGAGAAAGAAGCUUCGGAUGCCAGAUCCCACCUGAAAGAAAUGAAACACAAACAUACUUUUAAAGGUUUCGACUUCAAAGAAAACAAUGUUAUUCUUAAAUGCCUGUUUGAGGAUUUGGAUGAAGUUUGUGAACAACAAGACGAAGUUACUGGGAGCGACGAUGGAAAUGCCAACGAUGUUUUCGCAUUUACCCCGAAAGUAAACAAGACCCGGCGAGAGCUCACUGUACUCUUGAAUCAGGCCAAAGACGAAUUAGAUAACUCAGAAAAGACAAGAAAGCAGUUCGAGCAAGAGUUACUGAGAGCGAAACAGGACAUACAGAAAUCUGAAAAUACAAGAAAGCAGUUCGAACAAGAUUUACUGAAAGCGAAACAGGACAUAGUGAAUUAUGAAAAGACACAGAAGGAACUGCGUGAUGAGCUGAAACGAGUUAAACUAGAUCUUUCAGAAAAGACAAGGAAGGGAUUCGAACACGAUUUACUAAAAACAAAACCGGACAUAGAUAAAUCUGAAAAGGAACGAGCGGUUGUUACUUCACAGCUUUCAUCCCUGAAGGACAAUAUCAAGCGGACUCAACCAACUGGAACAGUUGAUGUCAAGAUCAGUCAGGGGAUUUUUGGUUUCAUCAAUUUGAUUUUUACAUUCCCAGAUGGCAUUCAAACGUCGCACCAUCCGUCCCCGGGAAACCCGAUUAAAGGCGGCACGUUCACAGCACGUUUGCGACGCAACUCUGAGGGCGAGCUGCUAUGUCGGAUGUUUAAGGCGGCGUUUAGAAAAGGGGUGAUUUUCAUCUUGGGGAAGGAAGGAAAAGUUGUCCUGGAUGGCGUCUCAUUGUAUGAUGGUUCAGUGAACCGGUUGUGGGAAAGUUCAUACGUUAAAUACACACGGACUUUGAAAGCGGAACUGGCUGCCAAAGGCAGCACAGAGGCGGACAUAGAUCAGAAAGAGAAGCUGGAAGAGACGUUCACUCUCGAUGGUUUAUCUUGGCUCAAAUCUGCACUUUCCUAAAGGUGCGGAUAAUGAAGUUAACAGAGUAUCACAGAGCCGUAUGUACAUUCGAAAGGAUUAUUUUAAACACACGUUUACGGUUCAUUGGCCAUAAAUUUCCUUAUGUACCUGU
This is a messenger RNA of Mya arenaria, 1957 nucleotides long. RefSeq lists its product as uncharacterized. The coding region runs from base 403 to 1845 and encodes 480 amino acids. Gene Ontology annotation, biological process: protein ubiquitination; Notch signaling pathway. The transcript is spliced from 11 exons. NCBI's taxonomy places the organism in Eukaryota, Metazoa, Mollusca, Bivalvia, Myida, Myidae. The record is from RefSeq and is a predicted model, not a curated record.